AGGCUCAUGCGCGUCGUGCUCCUCCUCAGCCAUUACGGUGAAAAUGGGCAUCGAGAGGACGAUGCUGGACCGGUUCCCGGAGAUCUACGAGGUGGAGGCCGUGAUGCCCGGCUUCAAGAUCCCCACGGAGGAGGGCAUCGAAGAGGUGCUGAGCAGCAUCGCGCCCUUCCUGUCGGUGAGCGGGGGCACCAUCGAGUUGCUCGAGUUGGACGAUGGCGAUGGUGUGAAUCCAAGGCCCACCAUUGUGCUAGGCAUUGGCGGCCCACCGGCGAAGAACACCAGCCUCAAGGCGGAGGUUCUUCGGAGGAUGAAGUCGGUCUACGGCCAAGCUGAGAUUCAGAUGCUGGAGAUGGCUUUGGAGGAAGAGUGAGCGACCCUUUGCGGACAA
Molecule: messenger RNA, 388 nt
Organism: Effrenium voratum
Lineage: Eukaryota; Dinophyceae; Suessiales; Symbiodiniaceae
Source: the annotation of a GenBank genome assembly